Molecule: messenger RNA, 849 nt
Organism: Schistocerca cancellata (South American locust)
Lineage: Eukaryota; Metazoa; Arthropoda; Insecta; Orthoptera; Acrididae
Exons: 1
Coding region: 1-849 (282 amino acids)
Biological process (GO): detection of chemical stimulus involved in sensory perception of smell; sensory perception of smell
Cellular component (GO): plasma membrane
Molecular function (GO): odorant binding; olfactory receptor activity
Source: RefSeq, a predicted model, not a curated record
AUGUCAGCAAGAGGGCGCAAGCGGCCGGACGUGUCUCCGGACGACGUGCUGCGCAGCAACGUGCGGCUGCUGCAGCUGGCGGGCGUGUGGCCGCCCUCGGCGCCGCGCGGGCUCGGCCGGCUGUUCCCGCUGCACGUCGCCUCCGUCUACCUCAGCCAGGUGGCCAGCAUCGCCAUGGCGCUGCAGCUCAUGUACUCGGCGCGCGGCGACAUGCACGAGAUCACGCAGGCGCUCAUGAACGCCAUGACUCUGGUCGGCGGCGUGCUCAAGCUGGCGCACCUCUCGACGCACGUGCCCGCCUACAGCCGGCUCGUCGCGGCGCUGCGUGACGUCAUCAGGAUUCAGCGGCCGCACUGCGAGAGUACCCCCAGCCUCAUGGCCGUCUUCACCGACGCCCACCGCAAGACGCUGCGACUCACCUUCUGGCCCAUCGCCUACCUUAACCUCCUGGCGUUCGGCUGGUACAUGAUACCCGUCAUCUCCUGGGCCACCGGCUCGGAAAAGAGACUCCUGCCUUUCUUCACCCUCCACGGAGUUGACUGCUACAAUUUCUUUCUAUACGUUGUCAUCUAUUUCGUGCAGUGCCACUCGAUUUUCUACUGGUGCUUCAUCAGUAUCGGGCAGGACAUGUUCUUCGUGACGGGCAUGGUUCACGUGGCCGCCCAGCUGCAGAUUCUCAACGUUCGUCUGUCGAAACUGGGCGGAGGACAGGAAACCGACAACGAAUUUGGGCGGCUCUACAGUUGUAGAGCAGAGGACUGUGGCACGUGUGAGAGGAAACCAAUGUCUGACGAGAUGUACACGGAGCUUCGAAACUGCAUCACGACGCAUCAGGAAAUUCUCAAGUAA